Messenger RNA from Malus domestica (apple), 786 nucleotides. Lineage: Eukaryota; Viridiplantae; Streptophyta; Magnoliopsida; Rosales; Rosaceae. The record is from RefSeq and is a predicted model, not a curated record.
AUGGAAAUUAGUGGAACCAGGUCCUUCACCUUAAGUUUAGCCUUUCUUCUUCUUUGCUUUUGCAGUGAAACUUGUAACGCUGACAACAGUAGUGCCAAGUCCUGCACUUCAUCCUGCGGCCAUAUCCACAACAUAAGCCAUCCUUUUCGACUUAACGAUGAUCCAAAGUACUGUGGCAACAUAUCGUAUACUCUGUCCUGUGAGAGCAACAUUACAGUACUAGACCUACCUUCUUUCGGAAAGUACCAUGUCCAGGCAAUCAACUAUAAUAACAAAACAAUCCGACUUCGAGAUCCUGGGCUUGACAACAACAAUUGCUCUUCCAUGUCUCAAAAUAUUCCGCCCACCACCGAGGACAUCAAUUCUCUAUAUUGGCCCGCCUAUGACAUUAAUUCUCUAUCUAUAUAUUACUUGAAGUGUUCGAAUCCAUCGAAUUCUUCUCUGUACGUGGACACUGCUCCAUGCUUGAAUAAUACUUCUUCUUCUUCUUCUUCUUCGAGUCAACCAAAAACGAAUAGCUAUGUCAUGGUCGGGGAAUAUGUUGGGGACAGGUUCAGGGAGGUAUGGGAAUUGGAUGAUGGUUGCAGUGUAGAGUGGAUGAGUUUGGCUGCCGGCUACGUUGAGGACUACCGCAACUUCUCUUAUAAAGACAUACACAAUGCCCUCAUGUAUGGCUUUGAGCUUCAUUUCGAGCCUUUUAAAGAUAGAUGCCAAGGACAGUGGACUGCGGCUCAUGUGGAUACAUGUUUUCCUCACACCAUUUCAGGUGCGUCAAUUCUCGACUAA